Danio aesculapii is the source of this 2421-nucleotide messenger RNA. RefSeq names its product transcription factor Sox-18-like. Gene Ontology annotation, biological process: vasculogenesis; angiogenesis; lymphangiogenesis. Bases 234 to 1538 code for a protein of 434 amino acids. The transcript is spliced from 2 exons. The record is from RefSeq and is a predicted model, not a curated record. Gene Ontology annotation, molecular function: RNA polymerase II cis-regulatory region sequence-specific DNA binding; DNA-binding transcription factor activity, RNA polymerase II-specific. NCBI's taxonomy places the organism in Eukaryota, Metazoa, Chordata, Actinopteri, Cypriniformes, Danionidae.
GGGAGUCUGGGAGCCAGGAGUUACAAAACACAUCUGUGGGAUUUUAUACUUCUAAAACAUCCAAAACAAAGCCUUUUUGUAGCUCUUUCUUUCUUUUUAUGAUUGGUUUUUGUUUAGUUACUGACUGACCAGUUUAAAGUUACAGGUUCAAAAAAGUAGCAUACAAACGUGCUGGUGUUAAUUUCCUUUACUCAAAGACAACAGCUUGCUUUAAUCGUGUUGGUCUUGCUGGAAUGAAUAUAUCUGAGUCUAGUUGCUGUCAAGAGGCCAGUUCUCAGCCCAGCCAGGUUGCGGAGCACGGGACAUGGGGUGCCUCCUCUAGCACUCCGGGGCCUGAGCGGGGACAUGGUUUUGACCGCAGUCGGACCACAGAGCUGGCACCGGUGCCUGGGUCUGGAACACGGACUGGAUCCCGAACAGCAGCAGAGGCAAGGACGGGAAGCCCGGACUCUACCCGCCCUGGAGCUUUGACCCUGGGCUCCAGCGAGGGGAAAUCAGGGGGGGAGUCGAGGAUCAGGAGGCCCAUGAACGCCUUUAUGGUGUGGGCAAAAGAUGAGCGCAAGCGACUGGCCAUCCAGAACCCAGACCUGCACAAUGCUGUGCUCAGUAAAAUGCUGGGUCAGUCCUGGAAGGCUCUGAGCACACUCGACAAGCGUCCGUUUGUGGAAGAAGCCGAGCGGCUCCGCUUGCAGCACCUCCAGGAUCACCCCAACUACAAAUACCGUCCUCGGAGGAAAAAACAGCCCAAGAAGAUGAAGCGAGUAGAGCCAGGUCUGCUUCUCCAAGGCUUGGCCCAUGGGGUCGCAGGAGGACCAGGAAAUGCGUACUCGCCUCACCGUCAUGCCCAUCAUCUGCUGCCUCCUCUGGGACACUUCCGAGACCUCCACCCCUCUGGAGCUCCGGAGCUGGAGAGUUUCGGCCUGCCGACGCCAGAAAUGUCCCCGCUAGAUGUGCUCGAGGAGGGAAGCGGGGAUUCAGUGUUUUUCCCCCCUCACAUGCAGGAAGAUGUGGGUCUGUCUUCAUGGAUAAACUACCACCAGCAUCCAAAUCAUCAACCCGGCCACCACCCUCACCACAACUCCCAUAACCUCCAGCAUUCCCACCCACACCUCAACCAGAAGUCUCCACUAGCCUGCCUCCCGCUUCAGGAGAAAUGCCUGGUUGUGGAGUCCCCCAAUCCUGGCGGUCUCUACCCCAACAUGAGCCUCCCGGAGUCCUCCAAAGCAGGUUAUUACGGUCAGAUAUACGGGAGCAGUCAACCUCAACCCGCCUUCACUUCUCAUCUAGGCCAGCUGUCUCCUCCACCAGAGACCUCAGCUGUGGCUCAGGUCGCUCCCCCUUCCUUGGACGCUGUGGACCAACUGGGACCUUCAGCCGAGUUCUGGGGCGAGGUGGACAGGAUUGAGUUUGACCAAUACCUGAGUGCAAGCAGGACUCGAUUGAGCAGAAGCGCCCCUUGCGAGGAGAGCAGCGCUUUGAUAUCAGCCCUGUCCGACGCCAGCAGCGCCGUCUAUUACAGCGCCUGCAUUACAGGAUAAAACUGCUUCUGCUAUGCAUCUCCAGAAGUCUGGUGCACAUAUGGAGUCUCAGAUCUGUUUGAUUUAUUCGAGUUACCUUCUUCAGGGAAUCGUCACGCCCCGGUUUCACGAAUCACUGGAGGUUACUGGACUCUAUGCACAGUUCUCACAGUAUAGACUUCACUAAAUUGCAUUUCACAGUAUGACUAGUCAUUUCUGGUCUUGAUAACCUGUACUUUCUGAGACUGUGGUCGAAUUUAACCGAUCAUUUUGCUGACUCCAUCCAGCUACUGUAUGCUUACGGUCUCAAAUGAGGGUACUGGGACGUGGAAGUCAAGAAUGUGAAUAUUUUUUUGCAAUAUACAUAUAUAUAUAUUUGUCUUUUACUUGCUUUUUACAUGGUUUAUUUCUAUUUUUAUAGACUUUUUUAUAUGAAAAUAUGUUUUGCACUGGGUAUGUGAAAACCACUCAAGACUCUUUUAUACUGCACUUAAUCUCUUUAAAAUACACAAGUUCUUAAGUAUUUUGAUCUAUUGGCGACUAAUUUAUAUUACAUUCUUUGUGGCUGAAUAUGUUUGAAUUGGGCAUUUCAUGUGGACAUGAAGUUUUGUAAUCCUCUUAGCACUUGAGGAACUUGUUGAGUUGGUAAUAACUCUCCCCCUUUUGGUAAUAAUUAUCUUCAAAUAAAAAGAGUUUGCAAUAAAAAAUGUCUCAGCGCUAUUAAAUCAAAGCAAUUAAAUUGAAAACACACAAUUGUACAUAGUAUUUCACUAACACACUUUCCCACACCACAGAGUGCAUGUGCUUUUCUAGAUGUCUUUUUUUCUUUCUUCCUAAAACAGUCAAAAAAUGUAUAUGAUAAAAUGUAUCCAUGCCUAUUUUGCCAAAUAAAGUUGUCACGAAA